This is a messenger RNA of Malurus melanocephalus (red-backed fairy wren), 1011 nucleotides long. RefSeq names its product 5'(3')-deoxyribonucleotidase, cytosolic type-like. Gene Ontology annotation, molecular function: 5'-nucleotidase activity. The transcript has 4 exons. Lineage: Eukaryota; Metazoa; Chordata; Aves; Passeriformes; Maluridae. Gene Ontology annotation, biological process: pyrimidine deoxyribonucleotide catabolic process. The record is from RefSeq and is a predicted model, not a curated record. The annotation marks the transcript as partial.
CAGAGCACACAGCCACUGUCAUCAUCCUGUCUCCUGCAGGCCAAGGUAGCCAGUGUCUAUGAGUCACCUGGCUUCUUCCUCGACUUGGAYCCAGUUCCAGGAGCUGUGGAAGCUGUGCAGGAGAUGCUCCACAUGAAGGACACUGAAGUCUUCAUUUGCACGAGUCCUCUCCGGAAAUAYGAGCACUGCAUUGUGGAAAAGUAUAAGUGGGUAGAGAAACACUUGGGACCUGAGUUUGUGGAGCGGAUUAUCCUGACCCGAGACAAGACGGUGGUGGCUGCUGACCUGCUGUUUGACGACAAGGACACCAUCCAAGGAGCAGAGCCAAACCCGAGCUGGGAGCACAUCCUGUUCACCUGCUGCCACAACAGGCACCUCCAGCUGCCGGCCCCGCGCCGGCGCCUGCACUCCUGGGCCAACGACUGGAAGGCCAUCCUGGACAGCAAGCGCAGGCAAUAGUGCAGGAAGGGGAUGCUGUGCUCUUUCCACUGCCAGGGAACAACCAGCACAUCCCCUGCCAUGCCCAGGAGGCACUGUCACUGCGGGGGUCAGUCAUAGCAAGGAAAGAGCUGCUCCUGUCAGACACGGUGCUCCAGGUUUCUGGAAGAUUGCUCUGCCCUCAGUCCAUCUCUGUAGCRUUUUGGAUGUUUGGUGUUGGAGAACUAUAAACUACAAGCAGCUGCGGUUGGAUUUUUAUGUGUGUUUAACCUCAUUCCUGUUUGGUUUGUGCUGUCUGGGGGUGGAGGGGAGGAAAAAAGGAAGAAAGCAAGCUCUGAAAGUUGAGCAGAUCCAGUGGGAGUGUCUGUCGGGGAGCACUGGGCUCAACAGGGAAACCUUUUAUGUAUUUAGUCACCAUGCCUCUUGGGUUUUCUCUUGCCUCAUUGGCUGAUAAUGAAAAGAGACUGAGCUGRCUUCAAUUUCUGGCCCGUAUGCUUGGGUAAGAGUGGGCAAAGGCUGUUAAGUGCUGGAGAAAAAUAUUCAUGAGCUCACAUGGAACUGAUGACACAGCWU